UUGUGUAAGUACUAAUCAAUAAUAAUAAAUACUUUUAAAUCAAUUAUCAUCAUCAUCUCCAAUAAUAAGAUCUCUAAAAAUGUCUCUAAAUCACAAAGCUUCAAUAAAAGUUUUGUUGGUGGGACAAAUACUGAUGGUGAUGAUGAUGAUAAUGAUUGCUAGCACAACUUCCAAACCAUUCCCAGGCAAAAAGUCAUCUCAUCAUAAACAUUCUCACAAUAAACAUUCUCACUUUGACUUCCUCGAUACCCAUAAUGCCAUUCGAGCGGAGGUUGGCGUCGGCCCAAUGACGUGGAAUAAGACCUUAGUUGCUUAUGCGAGAAACUAUGCAAACUCAAUGGUAAGUAAGAAUUGUGAGCUGGAGCACUCUGGAGGAAUUUAUGGUGAGAAUUUAGCUGCAGGUUAUGGAGAAAUGACAGGUGAGCAAGCUGUGAAGUUUUGGGCCACCGAGAAGACCAUGUAUGACUACACCUCCAACACGUGCAAGGAAGAGGAUGGGUGUGGCCAUUACCUUCAGGUAGUGUGGCGCAACUCCAUUCGCCUUGGAUGCGCCACAACCAAGUGUAGCAACAAUGGAUUGGUAUUUGUCAUUUGUAGCUAUGAUCCCCCGGGGAAUUAUAUAGGGCAACGACCCUAUUAAAUUAUGUCCUGCAUGUGGAACUUUUUGUGUGGAAGUUAUAAAUUUUUUUUUUUGCCAAAAUAUAUAAUUAUUGUUGUGGAUAAAAAAAAAUGAAUUCUCCAAUAAUUAAUU
This is a messenger RNA of Cannabis sativa, 751 nucleotides long. Its product is annotated as pathogenesis-related protein 1B-like. Gene Ontology annotation, cellular component: extracellular region. The coding region runs from base 80 to 640 and encodes 186 amino acids. The record is from RefSeq and is a predicted model, not a curated record. The transcript has a single exon. NCBI's taxonomy places the organism in Eukaryota, Viridiplantae, Streptophyta, Magnoliopsida, Rosales, Cannabaceae.